Messenger RNA from Lacerta agilis (Sand lizard), 1581 nucleotides. RefSeq names its product phospholipase A2 inhibitor subunit gamma B-like. NCBI's taxonomy places the organism in Eukaryota, Metazoa, Chordata, Lepidosauria, Squamata, Lacertidae. The record is from RefSeq and is a predicted model, not a curated record. The transcript has 5 exons. Gene Ontology annotation, cellular component: extracellular region. Gene Ontology annotation, molecular function: phospholipase inhibitor activity. Bases 257 to 928 code for a protein of 223 amino acids.
AUUUGGAGAAAUUAGAGGCAGGGCGGAGAACAGAAAGAGAAAGAGGAGCGCUCACUCUUCUUGGAACCAGUGGUUAAAAAGUGUGAAGAGGAAGUAGGCACAGGCAGAUGUUUUUCUAAAUUCAGAACGGCACACUGCAUUGCUGGAGAUAAAGCUUGUGCCCUAAUAAACUUUCCAGUUGUCACAAGCCACCUAGUUGUCACACAGCUACUCCUCUCGAAAUUGCUGAUCCCAGGCCUAGAAGACUUCUGGAAUCAUGGAGACCCCACUGUCUAUCUGCUUCCUUUCAAUCUUCAUUGUUACAGGGGCUUCUCUGGAGUGUGAGACUUGUGCAGGCGUUGGGAAUACCUGCACUGGACCUAUGGAAACAUGCUCUCCUGGUUUUGACAUGUGUGCUGUUUCUCUAUCAGAGGUCAGAGUGGGAAUGAGGAUUGACUCCGUUAUGAAACACUGUGCACAAUCCAAAUCCUGCAAUGAUGGCAUCUCUAUCAUCAAUUUGGGCAAGGCAGGAGCAAUACUGAGCCAAGUGUUUUGCUGCGUUGGAACCAAGUGCCGGACAAUGACCCCCACCUUGACACACACAAGAAGCAAACCAAAUGGGAAGGUUUGCCCAGCCUGCUACGCUAUGAACAGUGAAUGUGAGGAGGAAGAGGCUCAAUGCAAUGGAGAGGAGAACUAUUGCCUUGAUGUUUCUGGAACUACAGAGAUGGGAGCGUUAGCUGUUAAGACCACCAUGAAGGGCUGCACGAACUCCGCAACCUGUGAGGAACUGAAAGAACAUUCCGGCUCUAUAUCUGGGAUCACUGUUACUGCCUCAAGCAGUUGCAAGCCAGCUGCCGGCUCUGGAGGCCACAGGAUUGUUCCAGGAUCAUUUGGACUCUUCCUUGCAGCCCUUGCAGGCCUCCAGUUUGUUAUGCACCUCCCAUGAUUUCGCCCCCUAGGGUGUCUGGCUUGAGGAAUUCCUUGCUGCCGCUUGCUUGCUUGCAUAUGCAGACUAUAGGCUUUGCAUAGCUCUCACUGACCUCAGCAAACACCAGGUAUAGGGCACCAAAUAUGGGCCUUCUAGACCUCUCUAUGUGGCCCUCACCAACUUUGCUCCCUGACCUUCUUGAGUGUUUUUGUCUGUCUGGAAUGAACUUAGCUCAAAUACAGCCGCAACACAUGGCUAAUAAGUAUGGUAAAUGUAUUAUUAUUAGUACUUAGAAUAUAAUCCAAAUUUUACAAAUCAUAAGCAUCAUUAUAUAAUGUAUGUAUAAGUCCAUAAACAAGAAAUAGUCAACGUAAUGAAUUGCUGUCAGGAAACACCACAACAUAGGCAGAAUGCCUUUCAAUAGAUAAUGUCCAAUAGUAUUGUACUGGUGGGUGCUCCAAUGUGUAGAAUUCAAUAAUUAACAGCAAACAAGCAGAACAGUGUUUCUAGAUUAAGUCAACUGUUUCAAAGAUAAAAUUAAAUACAUUACAUACAAUGUAUGAAAACAAAAAUAACAGCGACCAACCUGCAUAUUAGAUAAUAAAAAAAUGAACAAAUGUGCAAUACAUACCAAGUAAUUUCUAAUAAAUUAUCCAUUCAGGUAAAUGUGA